This is a messenger RNA of Ostrinia nubilalis (European corn borer), 1913 nucleotides long. RefSeq names its product protein Smaug (gene smg). Gene Ontology annotation, molecular function: protein binding; translation repressor activity; mRNA binding. Bases 330 to 1913 code for a protein of 527 amino acids. The record is from RefSeq and is a predicted model, not a curated record. Gene Ontology annotation, cellular component: P-body. Lineage: Eukaryota; Metazoa; Arthropoda; Insecta; Lepidoptera; Crambidae. The transcript has 6 exons. Gene Ontology annotation, biological process: regulation of mRNA stability; negative regulation of translation; nuclear-transcribed mRNA poly(A) tail shortening.
CUUACCCUUAAAAGUAUCAGAUGACAGAAUGACAAAAUCACUUGAUUUAAAAAAAUAAUCAUUCGAUAAUCUGUGGACAGCCAUUUUGGAUUUCGAUAUAUAAUGAACAGCAACCGAAAGUAAUGUUUUUUGAUCUACCUGUAAUUUUGUUGUGUAAAAUAAGUUUUGAAUUAGCGGUAAACAUUCGUGCCAGUCGUCCACGUACCUGCUCGAGUUUAGGAUCGUCCUACUUUGGGCUGAAUCCUGCCUCGACGAUCAGCUGUCAGGGACCUUUGACGUGUAGAACACAAACAAAUCUGAUAUUGUUGGGCUGAUAUGCUGUUGUCGAGAUGAGCGGCACGUUUUACGAGCAGCUGGGGGGCGUAGCCGGGAUGUUCGAGCAAUGGGGGGCAUGUGAGAAGACUGUGUUAGCUUGUGCCCUAGCUCGAAGAGUGCCGUGGCCAGGUUUGAAGCUGGUGCAGCGAGCUGUGGAGGCGGCUCUGCAGCACCACGUCGAGGACGAGCGUCUGGAGCGAGACGCGAACGACGAGACGUUGCUGGCGAGCCUCCUCACGCCUAGGACGGAUGAUAACGAGGAUGAGGGUGAGCAACUCCUGCAACUCUUGACCCUUUUGCCACUCCUCCGGACCGACAAUGAGCGGGGCAAGGAUGUGUAUAUGACUGCCACCCCUGCCCUCGUUCAGAGGUGCGUGGACGCGCCUCGGCGGUCGUCUGUGGCACCCGAACUUUGUCGACAGCUACUUUCGUACCUACUAGUCCAUCCAGCCUUAACGGCUCAUGACCAAAGUACAUUAACACAAUGGCUACGUUACCUAGAGAAUCACAUUUCAGGCAAUAGAAAUACAGAAUCAGUAUGGCAACAGCGAAUAGAGCCUUGCCUAUUGCCAGAAACAAACAUUUGGGGCACAAGCAAUUCAUUUAGGAGGACAAUAGGCAAAAAUGUUGAAUUUAGAGGAAUGCUUGACACAUUAGAGUCAUGUUAUACAGAUAUAUUACAGGAAUCCUUUUCCAAAAAUGGCAGGGAUGUAGAUCUUAGUUUAGAAGGUGAAAAACUGAAUUUUGACGCGGCAAUAUCUCAGCCGAAAUCUCAAAGAUCGAAUAGUUUAACUCCUCCAUCAACAAAUUUUAUGCAAAUGUCUUCCUCUGCCGAGAAUCUGAGUGACGAGCCUUUCGUGCAGAAACCGCGAAGUUUUUCACUCUCGAGUGAGCAUAGUUUAGGCCAGAUAAGGCCAAUAAGUAUAAUGUACGGGACGACAGGAAGCGAAACAAGGUUAGAUGAGCUCAAAUCAAAUAAUUAUACGGAACAUCCUGGCAUGUCGACCGUUGCACAGUGGCUAAAGAGUUUGAGGUUACACAAAUAUGUUUGGCUUUUUACGAAUAUCACCUAUGAACAAAUGAUGGCUAUAGAUGAGAAGUACCUUGAAGAAUUAGGUGUAACAAAAGGUGCUCGCCACAAAUUGCUCUUAUCAAUAAAGAAGUUAAACGAACGCCUAGCAACAUUGGAAGCGGUGGAGACGGAGUUAUCUUCAGGCGUGUCGGCGGCGGCCGCGGCAAGGGCUCUCGAACGCCUCCGGGGGGUUUUAGUGAGCCCUAUGCUGCCUACUUCGGAUCUGCCCGUCGCGAUAGUACGCGCUUUGGACACUGCAUCAAAGAGUUUAUGCAACGGCGCGGGCGCGACCGCUCGCGUGCCGACGCUAGCGCCGCCUGACGAGAGCGAGCUCGACUUGCCCGUCGACCCGUUGUCGCUGCACUGCUGGCUGGUGGAAAAGCUCAAAUUCUAUAGAAAAAUUCGUCCGUUCGACAUUUCUCCGCUCCGCUCUGCCUUGAUCGCAACCGGGCCUUUGGGGGUAUUACCACAAAAUAUAACAGAAGACAAACUCCAUACUAAACGCGCUCGAGCCACGCACACAUAG